AUGGAACUAGCGCUGUCUCUAGGCGACAAUACUAACAAACAAUUCUCUUUUCUGGAGAAACCCUCGAAGAUUAAUAAUCCCUCAGCCUCAUCGACUUCAACUUCCGACAAGGAUCUUAGGUUCUGCAUAGGUUUCGGUGGCCAUAGAUCGUUGUCUUCCUCUUCGUCUCCGUCGGUAGAAGAUGAAAAGAAGAAGCCGGCGCCGAGAGCAACCGAACCUAACAACAGGUUUAGGGUUUCGUCAUCCAUAGAUCCGCCUUUACAGCUUCAACUUCACUUCCCUAAUUGGCUCCCGGAGAACAGUCGACAAGGAGGAAGAGUUCUCACCGGAGUAGCUACGGAGGAAGAGGAGGAGGUGCCUAGCAUGUCAAUAUCGCCGCCCGAUAGUGUAACGUCAUCGUUUCAAUUGGAUUUUGGGAUUAAGAGUUAUGGUUAUGAGAGAAGAAGCAAUAAGAGAGAUCUUGAUGAUGAAGUAGAGAGAUCUGCUUCAAGAGCUAGCAACGAAGACAAUGAUGAUGAAAACGGAUCAACAAGAAAGAAACUAAGACUCUCUAAAGACCAAUCUGCUUUUCUUGAAGACAGCUUCAAAGAACAUAGCACCCUUAAUCCUAAGCAGAAGAUUGCGUUGGCGAAGCAGUUGAAUCUUCGUCCUCGUCAGGUUGAAGUUUGGUUUCAAAACAGACGAGCCAGAACAAAGCUGAAGCAAACGGAAGUGGACUGUGAAUACCUAAAGAGAUGUUGUGAGUCACUAACCGAAGAAAACCGGAGGCUUCAAAAAGAGGUUAAAGAAUUGAGAGCCUUGAAGUCUUCUUCCUCACCGUUCUACAUGCAACUUCCGGCCACCACUCUCACUAUGUGCCCUUCUUGCGAACGUGUUGCCACCUCAGCAGCAUUGCCCUCCACGUCAGCUGUUCACAACCUUGGUUUGUCCACGCCAUCGAUGCGCGGUACUUUGAUUCCGGUUAAGCCUCGACCGGCCAAACAAGUUUCGUGA
Messenger RNA from Arabis nemorensis, 993 nucleotides. Lineage: Eukaryota; Viridiplantae; Streptophyta; Magnoliopsida; Brassicales; Brassicaceae. The record is from the annotation of a GenBank genome assembly.